AUUCAGAAGGCGCCAAAAGGGAGGCGCUGAUUGGUUUAGCCGAGUCCUCAGCAGGCUGUCUUCGGUCGCGCGUGGCUGCGAGGGAGCAGGCGGCAGUGGAAGGUUUCUCCCGUGUUGUAUCAUCACAGAAACAGACUGCAACUGCAGCUGAGUUACCAGAAUGGGAAUCCAUGGUUUAGCCAAGCUGAUUGCCGAUAUAGCUCCUGGUGCCAUUCGAGAGAAUGACAUUAAGAGUUACUUUGGCCGGAAGGUGGCCAUUGAUGCGUCUAUGAGUAUUUACCAGUUCCUGAUUGCUGUAAGGCAGGGAGCUGACAUGCUGCAGAAUGAAGAAGGCGAGACCACAAGCCACCUGAUGGGGAUGUUCUACCGCACCAUCCGCAUGGUGGAAAAUGGCAUCAAGCCUGUCUAUGUCUUUGAUGGCAAGCCCCCACAGUUGAAAUCGGGGGAACUAGCCAAACGCACUGAGCGCCGAGCUGAAGCGGAGAAGCAGUUGCAAGAGGCCAAAGAGGCAGGUGAGGAGGAAAAUGUAGAAAAGUUCAGCAAGAGGUUAGUGAAGGUGACCAAGCAGCACAAUGAUGAGUGCAAGAAGCUGCUGACCUUGAUGGGCAUCCCUUACGUUGAUGCACCUGGUGAGGCUGAAGCUAGCUGUGCUGCACUGGUGAAAGCGAGCAAGGUCUAUGCAGCUGCUACCGAGGAUAUGGAUUGCUUGACCUUUGGUAGCCCUGUGCUGAUGCGGCAUCUUACAGCCAGUGAGGCGAAGAAGCUGCCGAUUCAGGAAUUCCACCUGAGCCGCAUCCUUCAGGAUAUGAGCCUGACGCAGAAAGAGUUUGUGGACCUUUGCAUACUGCUGGGCUGCGACUACUGCGAGAGCAUCCGUGGCAUUGGGCCAAAGCGUGCCGUGGAGCUGAUCAAGCAGCACAAGAGCAUAGAAAAGAUUAUCCAGCAAAUAGAUGCCAAGAAGUAUUCUGUGCCUGAGAACUGGCUGCACAAGGAGGCCCAGCUGCUCUUCCUGGAACCUGAAGUUGUUGACCCCGAAGCUGUGGAUCUGAAGUGGAACGAACCAGAUGAGGAAGAGCUGGUCAACUUCUUGUGCGGGGAGAAGCAGUUCAACGAAGAAAGAAUACGCAACGGGGUCAAGAGACUGAACAAGAGUCGCCAGGGCAGUACUCAGGGCCGAUUAGAUGACUUCUUUAAGGUUACUGGCUCCAUCACUUCAGCCAAACGCAAAGAGCCAGAAGCCAAGGGAUCCGCCAGGAAGAAAGCAAGGGGCGGUGGUGCACCAACAUCAAAGUUUAAAAGAGGGAAGUAAAAUUAUCUUCUAGAACUCUGUACCAGUUCCCUUCCACUGCAGAUGCUUGGAGCGAAAUAUAUUAAACUACAAAUAUAGAG
Lacerta agilis (Sand lizard) is the source of this 1389-nucleotide messenger RNA. RefSeq names its product flap structure-specific endonuclease 1 (gene FEN1). The transcript is spliced from 2 exons. Gene Ontology annotation, cellular component: nucleus. The coding region runs from base 161 to 1309 and encodes 382 amino acids. Lineage: Eukaryota; Metazoa; Chordata; Lepidosauria; Squamata; Lacertidae. The record is from RefSeq and is a predicted model, not a curated record. Gene Ontology annotation, molecular function: manganese ion binding; 5'-flap endonuclease activity; 5'-3' exonuclease activity.